CGCAGUGAAAGGAAAAGCCUCGCUGGGGGGCUCUGCUGGAGCGGAGACACUUUUCCACUAGCUAUGUUUGGAUGUGAUGCUCGUCUCUGUGGAUCUAACAUGGACUCUAUGGCCUGAUUACACAGCCCUGGUGUUCAGAUAGUGCUGGAGGGAAGGGAUAAUGCAUAUCCUUUCCUGCCCAGAAAAAGAAGCCACCAUGAGCAACGUCACGGUCACCGACAACACUGAACCCAUCAGCCGCACCAUGAGUCCGGCUACCCCCAGCCCAUAUCCCUAUCCUGUCAGUUUUCAGGUCUCUCUGACAGGCUUCCUCAUGCUAGAAAUCCUGCUGGGCCUGAGCUCUAACCUAACAGUGCUUGCCCUCUACUGUAUGAAGUCAAACCUCAUUAGUUCUGUCAGUAACAUCGUCACCAUGAAUCUUCACGUGCUGGAUGUGCUGGUCUGUGUGUGCUGCAUCCCCCUCACCAUCGUGGUGGUGUUGCUCUCCCUGGAAGGAGACACUGCACUCGUCUGCUGCUUCCAUGAAGCCUGCGUCUCUUUCGCGAGUGUCGCCACUGCUGCUAACGUGCUUGCCAUCACCCUUGAUCGCUAUGACAUCUCUGUCAAACCAGCCAACCGAGUGCUGACCAUGGGCCGUGCCCUGGCCCUGCUGGCUACCAUUUGGGUGCUAUCCUUCAUUAGUUUCCUUGUACCCUUUAUUGAGGUGGGUUUCUUUGCCCAAGGCCAAGCGGAGCUGAACCAGACAGUGGUGGAGAAUGUGGUUCAUACAAACCAGUAUUACACUGAGCUGGGCCUAUAUUACCACUUGCUGGCUCAGAUUCCUAUUUUCUUCUUUACUGCCGUUGUCAUGCUCAUCACCUACUCCAAGAUCCUGCAGGCGCUCAAUAUUCGCAUUGGCACACGUUUCCACGCUUCACAGAAGAAGAAGGCUCGCAGGAAAAAGCGUCCAUCCAUGACGGCCAUGACAACGCAGCAAGAGGCCACCGAUGGAUCCCAGAGCAGCGGCAGCCGCAAUCCCACGCUGGGUAUGCGCACCUCUGUCUCCGUCAUCAUCGCCUUGCGCAGGGCUGUAAAGCGCCACAGAGAACGGCGAGAACGCCAGAAGAGGGUGUUCAGGAUGUCCCUCCUGAUUGUGUCUACUUUCUUGCUGUGCUGGACGCCCAUCACGGUGCUCAACACAGUCAUCCUGAGCGUGGGCCCCAGUGACCUCAUGGUCAAGUUGAGACUGGGCUUCCUGGUCAUGGCUUAUGGGACCACUAUCUUUCACCCUCUACUCUAUGCCUUCACCAGGCAGAAGUUCCAGAAAGUCUUGAAAAGCAAAAUGAAGAAGCGAGUGGUGUCGAUCAUUGAGGCAGAUCCUACCCCCAAUAAUGCUAUUAUUCACAACUCCUGGAUCGACCCAAAGAGGAACAAAAAGGUGACAUUUGAGGACAAAGAUGCCCGACUGAAAUGUCUGUCGUCUGAGGAUGUGGAGUGAAGGAACUCUUUAUCGUUAGUGAAUACCAUCAAUACAGUCAAAGCAGCUACAACUGACAUCAGGUCAUGACAAAAAAAGGGAAAAUGUUAAUCCAAAGCAGUAAUGUAAAUAAUAUGUGCAAUAGAAGGUACAAGAACAAGAGGUGAAUAAUUUAUUACUAUUUAAUGAGAACAAAAGUAGGUUUCAUAGAUAUAUCAUAUACUGUACUGUAGAUAUUGCAUGGCUUUUUGUAACAGUAGCAAAAAACAGUACAUUGUGUACAUACAAAUACAUGUACAGGGUAGGGUAAACAAGGUAUAUAAAUAGAGAGAGAAGUAGGCAUUGUUAUGUAAAUGUAUAUUUAUAAUAAAUUUUGUGUUUACCCACCUAA
This is a messenger RNA of Stegastes partitus (bicolor damselfish), 1847 nucleotides long. RefSeq names its product probable G-protein coupled receptor 22. The record is from RefSeq and is a predicted model, not a curated record. Lineage: Eukaryota; Metazoa; Chordata; Actinopteri; Pomacentridae. Gene Ontology annotation, cellular component: plasma membrane. Gene Ontology annotation, molecular function: peptide binding; G protein-coupled receptor activity. Bases 161 to 1477 code for a protein of 438 amino acids. The transcript has 2 exons. Gene Ontology annotation, biological process: G protein-coupled receptor signaling pathway; cellular response to hormone stimulus.